CAUUGCGUGAGGAAGGCGGGGACGCCCGCCUCCCAAGCUGCCCCGCGCCGCGAUCCCGGCGUGCUUCGCGCGCGGCCCCGAAGGGACUACAUGUCCCGUGAGCCUCCGCGGCAUGGAGCUGCGCGCGGCGCGGGCGGAGCGCUCGCUGCGCGACUCCUUGUGCGCCUUCGGCUUCGAGCUGCAUCCCCUCCAGGUUGGAUGGUACAACGCUGUUCUUCAGCCGCCCUUUCACCUGGCCUACCCAGACAACACCCUGGCUUUCGUUGUCCUCAGCACACCUUCCAUGUUUGACAAAGCCUUCAAACCCUUUGUGAACAAACAGCUGCUGAAAAGGAUCCGGGAUCCAGUGGACCAGUGCAUUUCUCAUCACUUAUCACUUGUGAAAGAGCACUUCCCUGACGAGAAGGUGCAUAUCUUUUAUGACUAUGAGAUGUUGCCAAACCGGAAACCCAAGUUUCUGGCACAGACAGCUGCCCACGUGUCUGGAGCAGCAUAUUAUUACCAGAGGAAGGACGUGAAGUGUGAUCCCUGGGGAGAAAAGAAGAUCUAUGGUGUGUGUAUACAUCCCCAGUAUGGAGGCUGGUUUGCUAUCCGGGCUAUCCUCAUAUUUCCAGAAAUUCAGGUGCCGUUCCUGGAGCAGUAUGCCCCUGUCGACUGUGUGACCACAGAGGAGAGAAGAAUACAGUUGCUGGAGAAAUUCAAUUUCCACUGGCAGGACUGGAGCUACAGGGAUAUCAUUGAAGUGAAGGAACGAUACUCAGAGGAGCAGAAAACCUACUUUGCAACCCCUCCAGCAGAGCGUUUCAAACUGUUGGGGCUACAAGGAGGAAUGCAAAGAAGUGAAUUUUACUGAGUUACACGGUUCAGUGUACGAGGCAGGGAGUGAGCAAAGUGCAGCUCGCAAGCCCCAUAACCCUUUUUCGUAGCUGUGAAAAGGGGAUUUGAUGGUACAGGGAUGACACCCCCCAGCAGCAUACGCUGCAGCUCAAUCCAAAAGCUGCCCUUUCAGGUCAAAAUGGAGCAUUGCAUGCCAGGGUUUGUCAUCUGACUAUACGUAAUCAGGAAGGUAGCUGCAAGUCUGCUCCGGGUUAUUGCUAUUUACAAGCGUAUCCUUCUGGACCCUGGUAAGGUAUCGCCUGGCUUUCAUUUGGGCAGAGUUUAGGUGCCCUCGAGGCUGGGACAUUUAUGCUGCUGUUUGGAAAGACUGACUAUUUUUGAUCUGGGGAGACCUUUUUAUUUUAUUUUAUUUUAUUUUAUUUUAUUUAAUAGUAAGGAAUUAUUUAAUUUUCAAAAACCUGAAUGUAAAGCAGUUCGUCUCUGGAUGAACUCAGGGCAGAUUUUUUUUCCAAACGUAUAUCUAGCACUUUUACUGCCCUGGGAGAUUAUAUCACAGGGUAAAUUGUUUUAAAGGGCAUGCACCUUGAAAUCUAGUCCAGAAAUUUAACUUAAGCUAGUUUGAUUGUGAACGGACCCUGUUUUUUGUCUUGGCAGAGCUAGAUGCCAUGCUUUCGUACAGCUAGAGGGCUUUGGUCUUUUCCUGUGUCAGGAAGCGCACACACGCACACGCAGUGAGCAAGCUCUCUGGCUGAAUGCAUCUGUAAGUCAAUAUAUAUGCUGUCCCAUGUACAGAGUAAUAAGCAAGCCAAGAGAAGAAGAGUUUGUACCUCUCUGGUUCUCCUGUUAUACUUGCAUCCUUGCACAUAGCAUUUGGAGACAGAACUGUACCUUCAUUUUUAUUUUUUUUUUAAAUGGCUGUCCCGUGAAAUUGAAUUAUGCUUAAAGGAGCACGGGAAAUGGGAGAUUAAUAUAAAUUUAUACUAAAGCUAUAAGUGAAACCAAUCUCUAUACACUAAGCCAGGGGUUCCCAACCUUUUUAUACUGCGGACCAAAAAUGACCGUGGACUGGCAAACUCCAGACCAGCAGUGACCAGCAUACGACGGGCUGGCAGCCAACUCUGUUUUAUACUCAGUUGGCUGCCGAUCUGCAGUGUGUUGGUCACUUCCGGUCCAGCAGUACUGGAUUCUGGCCCGGGGGUUGGGAACCCCUGCACUAAGCUAAUAAUUUAAAGUUAUAACUUGAAGGUUUCCAAUCCUGUAAAGCAUCAAGCACUGGGUCUCUCAUUUGUAAUUUAUGCUGUAGUUUUACAUCAUUUAUGUGGAACUAGACAUUAAGGUAGACUUUGCUGUAAGAAUUUGAUUGUUAGAAAUUCAGCAAAGUUAAUUGUAACCUAAUCUUAACAGGUUGGCACAUACUAGCUAGGCUGAUUCAUCCAUUUCUUCGCAACCUUCUAUGUGUGCACAGCUCGUCUUGUUUCAGUCAGUCCUGUUCAUCAGACCCUAGCACCCUCUCCACUGCCAGGGUAAGAACAGCUGGCUCUUAAGUUAUUUUAACUUUUUUAGCAUCUGCCUCCCCAAAGUCCUCUCACAGCAUUGGUUGGCAAGUUUUGUUGCUUCUCUGUCCUUUUUUCACACUGCUUAGAUCACUAAAGAGCUCCUAAAAGAUGAGGGUUCACACCGAUGGGUCUACUGAGCAUAUCGCACCCUGUAACAAACUGAAUCCUUGCUCAUACUCAAGGAAAGAACUACAAAGGGCAUCAGUGGGGUUGAUGCAAUGAAGGAUCUUACCAUGAGUAAUGAAGAAUAUUACCAUGCAACACCAUGAGAUUGCAUAGCCUAAAUAGAGCGUAGUAUUGCAAGCCAGGAAUUCCCACAUACUAGAUACAGUCUUCCAGCAUCUUGCCUGUGCCAUCCUGCCCUGCCAUCUCUCCUGUGUACUUUUAAACAAGUCACUCUAACAUGCUGUUCUGUCUUCCCCAGCUGCAAAUUUGGAAAACACUCAAGGUUUUGGGUUUUUUUCCAAGGCAAGUGUCCUCCUUCUGCACCAAAAAAUAUUAUCACAGACUCUUGAAAUGGAGCCAACAGCCUUUGAUAUGCACAGUAAAAUCUAAAGUAUGGAUUUUAGCAGCACGCCUCCAAAGCUGCUGCUAAGAUUCCUUGCACUAGGACUGGUUGUUAAAACUCUAAUUUCUAUGAAAUUAAGUGGUACUUAAGACUGGAAUUUCAGUCUUCAUCAGUUUUGUUCACAUUCUCUUGCUGAGAUCACCUGAGCCAUUAUUUACCUUGUCUUCUGCCUUAGUCCCUUUCCCUCUUUAGCUUUCGAAGAGGGAAAACAAGAACACUUUUUUCAUUUGAGAUGUGGUCUGGUGGAUAUAGCAGAGUGUCUGGAGAUGUACUUACUGGUGCAUUUCAAGAGGAGACUAGAUGCAGCUGAAAAUCAUUGUGCACAAUAUGGGUUACAGCAUGAAUAUAUUUGCAUAUGUGCAUAGGCAGAUACAGGAUUUUGUGGGAGCAGUGACCAGCAUUGCAUGGGUGGCUGGUAGCCCCCUAGCCUCUAGCCUCCCCACCAGGGCAGGCAGACCACACUGCAGAAGCAGCAUCCAGGGAUUUUUUUUUAAGUCCUUGACCAGGUAAGGAUCCCCCUUCUCAGCAUCCCUGUCCUUCCUCUCCAUACUCAGCAGCAGCCCAGCCCUGCCCCUCCCAUUGCCCCCUCCUCUGCUUCCGCUGCACCUGGCUGACCCCAGGGGUAAGGAGAGCCCUGAAGUCCUCAGCAGCAAGAGGCAGGGGAGGGAGAGGAGAGGGAAGGUGCUGCUGAGAAUGAAAGGCAAGGGACCAGCGUGGAAAGUGCCUGGCUGUUUCUUCCCAUGGCAUGGUCCAAAACGUGUGGUGGCACAGCUGCCACCCGCACUCUAGAGCUGCCCCUAUGUAUGUAACAUGCAUUAGGUGACAACUUACUGUGCGGUACUGGAAUUUUUUUUAGUAUUUCAAUUUGAAAGUUUUAUUUUGGAAUUAUUUCUGGUUACACUGUUACCGUGGUCCUUUUUUUUCUUAACUGAUGUAGAAUUGAAAUGGAGUUUACUAAAAGUUUGUACUAAAGGAUCCAUAUUGGUACCAAGAUCAAUGUCCUGGAAUACUGUCAUGUAGAAAGAAAUUGUACUGAAUUUACAACUUUUUUAUCAGUGUUUGACUUUAUAAAUGUUAAAUAUUUUGUGUUGAAAUUCACUCAUUAAACAGUUAAGACCACUGUUACAAUUUUGAUGAUGCCUUUUGUAAUGUAUUUAUUUUCACAUUUUAUUUUGGGUAAUGAAAGUAAAAUACUGAGUGAACUUUUGUUUAAAUAACAUAACAGUUUAAUUUUGGGAGAACCUGAGAUGUUGAAUAUGCACCAGAUGCACAGAAGUAAACCAUAUUGGAUAGCAAGGGAAAGUAAAUGUUAGAAUUGCAGAUGUGUGACAGCAGGCAUGAUCAGAUUUGAUUCUGGGAUGAGUAUACUUUCUUUUGUAAUUAUCUCUUGCCAAGUUGCUUAUGUACCAAGAGACUAACAUGACGGCACACAAUAAAAGGACUUGACAACGAA
Alligator sinensis (Chinese alligator) is the source of this 4414-nucleotide messenger RNA. It is a transcript of the gene MMACHC, whose product is annotated as methylmalonic aciduria (cobalamin deficiency) cblC type, with homocystinuria. Gene Ontology annotation, molecular function: cyanocobalamin reductase (cyanide-eliminating) (NADP+) activity; FAD binding; demethylase activity. Gene Ontology annotation, cellular component: cytoplasm. Gene Ontology annotation, biological process: cobalamin metabolic process. Bases 113 to 853 code for a protein of 246 amino acids. The transcript is spliced from 4 exons. Lineage: Eukaryota; Metazoa; Chordata; Crocodylia; Alligatoridae. The record is from RefSeq and is a predicted model, not a curated record.